GUUCGUGACUCGGCUUCGCGCGGCAAUGCUUGUAGGCGUGGGAACUACAUUUCCCAUCAGUCGUAGCGCCACUUCCUGCUUACCGAGCAGCCCUUACAGGAGUCAGCUGAGCGAAUGUAAACAAACUCUUCCUAGGAGGGCUCCCAGGAGCUCAGCAUCAGCAGCCGCCAGAGGCCCGGGAGGAGGAGGAGGAGGAGGAGGGAAGCUCUGCACGGGGUGCCUCGGUCUAUAACCUCUAUAUCCAGCUGCAGCUUCUGCCAUAGGUCAUUUACUGCUUCAUCCAGGCUGAGCAAGAUGGAGGACAACAAGGUGUCCGGAGGGAAGGUGAAGAAGCGAGGGCGGAGGCCGGCCAAGAUUGACCUAAAGGCCAAGCUUGAGCGGAGCCGGCAGAGUGCGCGAGAGUGCCGUGCGAGGAAAAAACUGCGUUACCAGUACCUGGAGGAGCUGGUGUCCGGCCAGGAGCGAGCCAUCUGUGCGCUGAGGGAGGAGAUGGAAAUGUACAAACAGUGGUGCACCGCCAUGGAUCAAGGUAAAAUCCCAUCCGAGAUCCGAGCGCUCCUCAGCGGAGAAGAACUGAACAAAUCUGCUCCCAACUCCGGCAAACCGCACCGACCUGUGAAAGCGGAACCUGCGGAGAAAUGACCCUCAGCACCCCUCAUUUUUUUGGUUGGACGUGUCUACUUGCUGAUUGCUACCUGAAGCAAAGGAAUGGGGUCUGGCAUCCGGGUCUCUACACAGGGUCUUCCAGGCGACUGAGCCCUGCCCGCAACAUCGGAGAGGGAGUGAAGUCUCUUACGCCCCUGUGUCUGUGACUAUGCAUCGUCGCCCUGUACACGGGAAAGAAAGCGUUUGCUACGGUGUCCUAUCCUAGAUAGUCAGCUUUUGUUCUAUUCCCGACACAAGCACUAACCCUUUAAAUGCCACCGGGGGUCUGCCAAGCCUAGCUCCAUAUCCCAGCCGAGACCCCUUUAAGAGAAGCUGUAUGUGGUGUGGGGUGAAAGAAAUGUAUGAUUCUCCGUCAGCUGAGCGCAGCAAUAGGUACGGGAUGUAGUUGUCGGUGCGGUAAGGCCAGGCUAACUCUGCUCUGCCGCCCGUCUGUUGUCCUUGCAUUAUGUAAAACUUCUGAGUCUUGUGUGUCCUGCUUUUAGUACUAUAUAAAUCUUCUAUAAUAGCGGCUGAUAUGAAUUCACAUCUGCCGUCGAUCGUGGCUGCAGGAACGAGACGCGGUGGAUGAGCGGCUUUCUCGUGUGACUGUCAGAUAGCGGUUCAGACCACGUUCUCGGCAACGCUGAGCUGCCCGGGGAUAUUCUCUAGGCAGCACCUAUCCUGUUAUCCUAACCCCUGGCAUUCCCAGAGGAAUCCUCGUCCCUCCCCAGAUAAACCUCUAUGUCCGUGUGCCCACUUCUCACUAUGAGAAUUACAGGAUGGGGCCUGCAUUGCCCCGUGGUGUGUACAUUGUACUGUAGUCUUGUACGUCCCCAGCGUUAGUUGUGCCUGUCUCCUAUUCUGCUAACAACGUCGAGACUGAAUAAACCGACAAAUAAUGCAGACUGUACUUCUUGUGAUUUGUAUACUGUACGUUGCAAUUAAACAUGACUGAUUCUAAA
Messenger RNA from Pseudophryne corroboree (corroboree frog), 1607 nucleotides. It is a transcript of the gene CREBL2, whose product is annotated as cAMP responsive element binding protein like 2. Gene Ontology annotation, cellular component: nucleus. Gene Ontology annotation, biological process: regulation of DNA-templated transcription. Bases 295 to 642 code for a protein of 115 amino acids. NCBI's taxonomy places the organism in Eukaryota, Metazoa, Chordata, Amphibia, Anura, Myobatrachidae. The transcript has 4 exons. Gene Ontology annotation, molecular function: DNA-binding transcription factor activity. The record is from RefSeq and is a predicted model, not a curated record.